This is a messenger RNA of Betta splendens (Siamese fighting fish), 2056 nucleotides long. RefSeq names its product follistatin-like 3 (secreted glycoprotein) (gene fstl3). The record is from RefSeq and is a predicted model, not a curated record. The transcript has 5 exons. Gene Ontology annotation, molecular function: activin binding; protein binding. Gene Ontology annotation, biological process: multicellular organism development; regulation of BMP signaling pathway; cell differentiation. The coding region runs from base 203 to 955 and encodes 250 amino acids. Lineage: Eukaryota; Metazoa; Chordata; Actinopteri; Anabantiformes; Osphronemidae.
UGGCUGAGAGAGUCGCCCAUCCCAGCAGCAGAACUCCAUCUGGGCUAAAUAUUUAUACCGAGGGGAACGACAUCACUUACCCACAACACAUUCAUUCACAGGAGGGAGCUGACUUCGAGGGGAUUCGCUCUGAGGAACUUUGCUUCGUCCUGCUCUAAUUUAUUUAGACUUGCCUAAAAAGAGCUUGUACUGAGAUCACACCAUGAGGGUUCUGAUUUUUAUUUUCGGGGGGAUUCUCACGUUGUAUCAGAUUGGAAGCUAUCCGGCCAACGCUGGGAUGUGCUGGCUGCAGCAGAGCCAGGACCAGCGAUGUGACAUGGUGCUGAUGCGAGGGGUGACCAGGGAGGAGUGUUGUGCCGGGGGCCGUCUGGACACGGCGUGGUCCAACACCAGUCUGCCCAUGAAUGAGGUCAGCCUGCUGGGCUUUCUGGGAAUUGUCUCCUGUAAACCGUGCAAAGAGACCUGCGAGGGAGUCCGGUGCGGCCCGGGGAAGGUGUGUAGGAUGAAGAUGGGCCGGCCUCAGUGCGUGUGCUCCCCGGACUGCGCCCACGUCUCCCGGAAGCAGGCCAUGUGCGGCAGCGACGGGAGGACGUACAGGGACGAGUGCGUGCUGCUGAUGGCCCGCUGCAUGGGCCACCCCGACCUGGAGGUCAUGUACCAGGGCGAGUGCAAGAAGUCCUGCUCCAACGUGGUGUGUCCCGGCACGCACACCUGCGUCACCGACCAGACCAACAGCGCCCACUGCGUCAUGUGUCGCACCAUGCCGUGCCCCAUCCCCAUGCCGUCCGAGCAGCCCAUCUGCGGCAACGACAACGCCACCUACCCCAGCGCCUGCCACCUGCGCCGCGCCACCUGCUUCCUGGGCCGCUCCAUAGGCGUCCGCCACUACGGCCACUGCAACAAUCCCCAGCGGAAGGCGCUGGAUCUGAACGCCAGCGAGGAGAACGCCGUGUAGGCGCCCUGACGCGCCCCCCGGUCGACGCUGUUUCUGACAAUCGACCCCACCGCCACACCCCACCCACCCCUCCUCCAAGAUGGACGACCUCAUCUGCAAGACACACUUUAGCGUAGCUGCCUAGCGAUCCAUGCAUGUGUCUCGAGGCAGAAAUGUCUCGUGAGCUCUUUGGGAGACGUGUGCAUAUUGUAAAUAGAAUACCACAUGCUAUUUAUUGGAGAAGGUAUUAAACUCUAUUUAUGGUUUUAUCCUAGCAGCAAAUCCACAUAUGCUUGGGAAAGUGACGCAAAACAAAGUGUAUUUAUUGUAUUUUGUACUAUAGCAGCCACUGGUAAUGGCAUCGUACAAGCUUUUACACUCCCUGUUCCACACAAACAGUUUUGUCUCGUAAGGUGAUGGAAAGCAGGACUAAUUUGCUUGGAAAGUUGAUACCGCUUUACAGCCCAACAAUGUGGUUUCAAUCCACCACAAACAAGAGCAGGGCGACUGCAGCCGCCCCGGCUCUGGCUUUCCAGAGGCGAUGAGGAGGUUCAGCCCAAACAAACCCGCUCUCUCCCUCCACAUGUUUACUCUGGAGGCCGAUCCAAACUCCCGUGCCACCCGCGAAUCGCCAACGCUAACACUUCAGCUAGCAGUAGGAGCCCCAGAGGCCUCACCGGUGCGACCCCCACGGCCUCCACCACACCCCCUCUGCCCAUCGCCUGGCUUUGUUUUGUAAAUGCAUCUGUGUAGGUCACGCUAGUUCGUUCUGAUGCUGUUUUGCUGCCUUGAAUUGACGUUUUUUUUAAUCAUUGUCUGACUGAAAGGAAAAUUCAAUUUGUCUGGGAAUGGAAAGCAAAUGUGGCCAAUUGAGCAUAGCUAAUUAUUCUGCCACGAGAGAUGAGUCAGUGUGUUCCCUGUUGACGCUGGUGAAUCUGGUGGAUGCCGAUCACCAGCCAGUGAUCUGAGGUGGCCUUCAAAUUCAAACCAUACACUCCUGUAAAUAUCAGUCUCACCUCUAUCUACCUGUGUACCUACUGUGAAGUUUGAAUGAUAAAUGCAUCAACAUAUUUUUGUAUUUUUGUACUUUCACUUCAAAAUAACAUAAAGUUUAAUAUUUGC